Cooperia oncophora is the source of this 336-nucleotide messenger RNA. NCBI's taxonomy places the organism in Eukaryota, Metazoa, Nematoda, Chromadorea, Rhabditida, Trichostrongylidae. The record is from the annotation of a GenBank genome assembly.
AUGUCUAUACUCCAGUUUAUCUUCUUCGUGGGCUGGAUGAAGGUUGCUGAAGUGCUGCUCAAUCCCCUUGGUGAAGACGACGAUGAUUUCGAAUGCAAUUACAUUCUAGACCGUAAUUUGCAGGUUGGACUCAACGUCGUCGAUGAGGCGUACGACACUUACCCCGCAUUGGUUCGCGAUAGUUUCUGGGAAGACAGCUUGCCAGAACCACUGUACACGGCCGAGAGUGCUCAGCGGCCAAUCAAUCCACAAGUCGGCAGCUGCGUUGAAUUGUAUGUUUUGUCUGAUUUGAACAAUUCGCACUCUUUAGCAGAGACAAGCACUUCACCAGCUUGA